This is a messenger RNA of Telopea speciosissima, 839 nucleotides long. RefSeq names its product ubiquitin-conjugating enzyme E2 variant 1C. Gene Ontology annotation, biological process: protein K63-linked ubiquitination; DNA damage tolerance. The transcript is spliced from 4 exons. The coding region runs from base 136 to 576 and encodes 146 amino acids. The record is from RefSeq and is a predicted model, not a curated record. NCBI's taxonomy places the organism in Eukaryota, Viridiplantae, Streptophyta, Magnoliopsida, Proteales, Proteaceae. Gene Ontology annotation, cellular component: nucleus.
UUGCUUUUUAGGUCUGGCUCCUCUUUUAUUUGACCAUCACCCUCUGAAGCACCAAGAAUCUCAUCUCAUCUCUCCAAAAAACCCCGACUACAGCCAGAUCUGAAUAGACCCAGCUGAGCAAGACUAUUAUCCUCAAUGACGAUGGGCUCUGGAGGAUCCAGUGUUGUUGUUCCUCGAAACUUCAGACUGCUGGAGGAACUUGAACGUGGGGAAAAGGGAAUUGGAGAUGGUACGGUUAGCUAUGGAAUGGAUGACGGAGAUGAUAUUUACAUGCGUUCUUGGACUGGUACUAUAAUUGGUCCUCACAAUUCCGUGCAUGAGGGUCGCAUUUAUCAGUUGAAGCUGUUCUGUGAUAAAGAUUAUCCAGAGAAGCCUCCAAGUGUUCGCUUCCAUUCAAGGGUCAACAUGACUUGUGUGAACCAUGAGACUGGAGUGGUAGAAUCAAAGAAGUUUGGAAUGCUUGCAAAUUGGCAGCGGGAGUACACCAUGGAAGACAUACUGACGCAGCUGAAAAAAGAAAUGGCUGCUCCCCACAACCGGAAACUGGUUCAGCCUCCCGAGGGUACCUUCUUCUAGUUGAAGAUAAAAAAAAUGAAUAGUUAGACUGCAACAAAUAUAUACCAAUAUAGUUUGUAAUUCUGUGUUGGUCCUAUGAGUCAAAAGGAGGAUCCAGAACACCUUGAAGCUUUUCAUUAUUCCCUCCCUGUGUCAUCCCUGUUUCUUGUCUUCCUUUAUCGAACUGUGUUCGGGGAUGCUGUUUGAUGGAUGUCAUUGCUUGUGUCAUAUUGAAAAUAUACUUCUAACUAAAAUUGUGGAUUUAGUGUUUGUGUUUUAUCUCA